Messenger RNA from Anneissia japonica, 1267 nucleotides. RefSeq names its product cell wall protein IFF6-like. The transcript has a single exon. The annotation marks the transcript as partial. Lineage: Eukaryota; Metazoa; Echinodermata; Crinoidea; Comatulida; Comatulidae. The record is from RefSeq and is a predicted model, not a curated record.
AGGACUCGACUACAGAAGACGGAUCAACUACUGGCGCCUCAACGACACAAGAAUCGACUACAGGUGCAUCGACUACACAAAAUCCCACAUCAACAGAAGAAUCAACAACGGCAGACCAAUCGACAACAAUUUCCUCAACUACACAACAAUCAACAACAGUUGAGUCAACAUCUAUAGAUGAUUCAACGACAAGACUGUCAACCACACAGCAAUUUUCAACAGACAAGUCGACUACACAACAAUCAACUUCAAGAGAGUCGACAACAAAAGAUUUGACAAGCGAAGAGUUAACUACUAUUAUGUCAACUACAAAGCAAUCAACAACAGAGGACUCGACUACAGGAGACGGAUCAACUACUGGCGCCUCAACGACACAAGAAUCGACUACAAGUGCAUCGACUACACAAAGUCCCACAUCAACAGAGGAAUCAACAACAGCAGACCAAUCGACGACAAUUGCCUCAACUACACAACAAUCAACAACAGUUGAGUCAACAUAUAUAGAUGAUUCAACGACAAGACUGUCAACCACACAGCAAUUUUCUACAGACAAAUCGACUACACAACAAUCAACUUCAAGGGAGUCGACAACAGAAGAUUUGACAAGCGAAGAGUUAACUACUAUUAUGUCAACUACAAAGCAAUCAACAACAGAGGACUCGACUACAGGAGACGGAUCAACUACUGGCGCCUCAACGACACAAGAAUCGACUACAGGUUCAUCGACUACACAAAAUCCUACAUCAACAGAAGAAUCAACAACGGCAGACCAAUCGACGACAAUUGCCUCAACUACACAACAAUCAACAACAGUUGAGUCAACAUCUAUAGAUGAUUCAACGACAAGACUGUCAACCACACAGAAAUUUUCAACAGACAAGUCGACUACACAACAAUCAACUUCAAGAGAGUCGACAACAGAAGAUUUGACAAGCGAAGAGUUAACUACUAUUAUGUCAACUACAAAGCAAUCAACAACAGAGGACUCGACUACAGGAGACGGAUCAACUACUGGCGCCUCAACGACGCAAGAAUCGACUACAGGUGCAUCGACUACACAAAGUCUUACAUCAACAGAGGAAUCAACAACAGCAGACCAAUCGACGACAAUUGCCUCAACUACACAACAAUCAACAACAGUUGAGUCAACAUCUAUAGAUGAUUCAACGACAAGACAGUCAACCACACAGCAAUUUUUUACAGACAAGUCGACUACACAACAAUCAACUUCAAGGGAGUCGACAACAGAAGAUUUAACAAGCGAAGA